Molecule: messenger RNA, 2099 nt
Organism: Blastomyces dermatitidis ER-3
Lineage: Eukaryota; Fungi; Ascomycota; Eurotiomycetes; Onygenales; Ajellomycetaceae
Exons: 5
Coding region: 931-1386 (151 amino acids)
Source: RefSeq, a predicted model, not a curated record
GUAGAGCUUGGUUUGAUUCCGUCGACUUCAUCGGAGCUGAAAACGGCGAUUUUUACAUCGAUAUCAAGGUCCGGAUGAAAUUCCUCCCAACCCCUCUCUUCCCUAGGCUUGUAACCAUCACCUUGCGCAACAGCAAGGGCCGCGGCAGCAGCAGAACUGUACCUUCGCGUUUGAUUUUUUUCGCGCCUGGGUCGACUAGAGGCAGGAGGGGUGGUGGGCUGGGUUCGCCUCACGACAUUGUUGCUGGAAGGCUCGCGCACAGGUCGAACUCGAGGAGUCGUAUAAUUCGAAGAAGGCAUUUCCCUUAUUAAUCUCGCAGGCGUUUCAUUCCCAUCAACGUCAACAUAUCUUCCUCCACCGCCUGGCCCCCCAGGAACAUACCUCCGCCUCUUUGGAGGUGGUUCACUGUUGACGGCUGGGUCUUCAGUCUGGCUAGUUCUGAGGACCUUCGGUUGCGGUCGAGGAGUUCGAGGGUUAAGUGUUCUCUUUGAGGAAGCCAGCGGCGCCAUAAUCGUAAAUCGCAGCUUAGGCAGUGGGGUCACGAGCCUUCAAUAGUGGUUGGGGUUCGUGGUAGUUUGGUUUGCAAAGGGGCGAAUGAAUGUAAACGUUGGAAUGCUCGUAGCGCGACAUAUGAACGCCAAGCCGUUACCAAAGCGGUGCAGCCACGCAUAGGAAAGAUAUCCGCGCCAGAUGCGACGGGUUUGGCAGCUUUGAUAGCUCUGUCUGUCUCUCUGUCGUUUUAGACGCGGUUUGGCCCGAAGACGAGAGGUUUCUUGAUCAUGAAAGCCCAACUAACUGUAUUAAGGAUAGCGCCAGUGGUUGCGAGGGCUAGCGCGACCACCUGACGCUGUGAGCAUCAGAUGCUCAUCUCCGACUUCUGCGCAUCCCAGCGCUGACAAGCCAUUCUCUCAACGAGCUCUAAGUGCCACAAUGAGCGGCGCAGGUGACGAUCGGUGGCGCGGUGGGCGUGGCUUAGACCAGAAUCGCCAGCAUGGGCAGCGACACCAAGGCGGAAACCUGCGCGACCGAUCGCUAGGAGGACAUCAGCAAGAUCGGCACCCACACCGGGGUUAUGGAAACAACGCGAAUGCGACCAAUUCCUGGGGCCCUCUGCAUGGGGGACCUCCCCAGGAACAGCAUAUUCCCGUGAAAUCCUUCAACGCUGCGGAGUCGAAAGGCGCGCUCAAGCAAGGAUAUCAGAAUGUCGGCUCGCGUGUUCCGCUCGUCUAUAAACCAACUGACAAGGAAGUGAAUAAUUCACGGGCAGCCAGUGGUCCGUGGGGUUCAAGACCAAAUUGUAUGGUCAAUGGAAAGGACUUUUUCCUGGAGCUCCGAAAGCAAGUGUCUGCUUUACGGCAAAGCGGCAAUAACCCUGUGGGCGGCUAAUGCUAGCCAUCAAGUCAAAAGAUUUUUGACCCCGUGGGCAGAUGUGUUUUGUGCAUUUUAUUAUGAGCGGUCGUAUUUCUUUUUUACACUUCACGGAUAGCGGUUAGUCAUGAUAUACCCAGUCAUAUUAGUUGAGCAAAAAUUCGUUGCUUUUCAUUUGCAUUAGAGAUGAUGCACCAAAGACUUUAAGGUGGACACACUGCGCCUAUUUUCUUCACUCCGAACAAGACCUGACUCCGGGGUAGUCGCACUUUACUCAGGAUGAAGAUGGCUUGUUAUGUUUGCUGAGCUAUUAAAAAGAUCUUUCCACGCAGACAAAUUAUUUUUACAGUCUAUUACAUUCCUCAUUUUUUCAUUUCGUUUCCAGGCGGUGGUACGGUACGGAUGCUUUAUCGCAUAUUGCAUUUUCCCCUUCAAACUCCUUGGUGUCGCGUUAUCAGGCACUGUAUUACAUAUGGAACCUGCUGAAACACUAACUGCCAGCCCAGCCUUCUUGAGCACAUAAACAUUAAAACUAUGCAUUCAUACUCACCCAAGCAGCUCUAGAAUUGCCACAAUUUCUAUUUUUGCCGAUAAACGAGUUCUGUAUUCAAAUCAUGCACUGCAUGUAGGUAACCGAUGAUGUAUAAUCUGUACCUGCUCACAAUUUCAGAGUUGCUUCAACGACUACAGUAAAAUGCCCAAGUCUUCCAUUGCCUAGCCAAAAUGAACCC